AUGAGCCCCUCAUGGGCGCUUUUACUCUGUAUUCUGGCCCAGUUACCGUGGUCGGCGCUCCUGAAGCGGCACCAUUACCGUCGCUAUCGGCCGCACAAUUACCCGCUUACGUUGACCAUACGCAAUCACAACGUCACCGAUGCCAGAUUCUUUCGAUUAAUGGGCGUCGACAACACCGCCGACUUCUACGUCGCUCCUGGCAAAACUUUCACCAAAACUUAUGAAGUAAGAGUUUGAGGAGAAGUAAAUUUUAUUUUUAAGUAUAAGGGGGAGGUAGGUAUGGAAAAGGUCUUUUAGUUAAGGUUUUUAGGUAGGGUAGGGUGCAUUUAAGAGGGUAGACUGUCUUUAUGUAGGGGAGGAUUUUUUUGGUAGAGCAGGAUGUUUUUAGGUAAACUUAAGCCCAAGGCCAAGCUUAAGCCUACACUUAAGCCUAAUCUGAAGGCUAAGCCUAAUCCGAAGGCUAAGACUAAACGAAAGUGGAAUCCUAAUCCAAAGUUUGAGCCCAAGCCUAAACCUAAGUCUAAGCCUAAGCUAAGUCUAAGCCUAAGCCUAAGCCUAAGCCUAAGCCUAAGCCUAAGCCUAAGCCUAAGCCUAAGCCUAAGCCUAAGCCUAAGCCUAAGCCUAAGCCUAAGUCUAAGCUAAGCCUAAGCCUAAGCCUAAGCCUAAGCCUAGGCCUAAGCCUAAGCCUAAGCCUAGGCCUAGGCCUAAGCCUUUACAUAAGCCCAGCCAGAUUUCUAACCCUAAAACAUAAAAAAAUUUAUUUUCAGGUAAACCGUAAAGGCUGGUGGACGUUGAUAGUCGAAUUUCCAAAUAACAAGUUUGCACGAUCGCCGAAGAAGAUCAUCUCCAGAGACUCGUAUCCUCAUUGGAUUAUGGAGGUAAGGUGUUUUAAUACCUCAAACUUUAGUUUUUAGGUAUCAAAUUUUAAAAUUUCGAAUUUUCAUAAUUUUUGAAUUUUUUUUUGGAUUUUUUUAAUUAAAAAAAUUAAAAUGCCAAUUUAGGUCUACUACUACCCGGGCCAGGUCGGUUUCAGCGAAUGGCACAAAAUGCGACGACGAAAAUAUCGACAUUACAAAGUAAUCGACUAG
Bursaphelenchus okinawaensis is the source of this 1088-nucleotide messenger RNA. The record is from the annotation of a GenBank genome assembly. Lineage: Eukaryota; Metazoa; Nematoda; Chromadorea; Rhabditida; Aphelenchoididae.